Molecule: messenger RNA, 3019 nt
Organism: Papilio polytes (common Mormon)
Lineage: Eukaryota; Metazoa; Arthropoda; Insecta; Lepidoptera; Papilionidae
Gene: MICU3
Product: calcium uptake protein 3, mitochondrial
Exons: 11
Coding region: 235-1770 (511 amino acids)
Biological process (GO): mitochondrial calcium ion homeostasis; calcium import into the mitochondrion
Cellular component (GO): uniplex complex
Molecular function (GO): calcium ion binding
Source: RefSeq, a predicted model, not a curated record
UUGUAAAGUAAAUCUAGAGGCUUUAAGGAGCAAUAUUCUGAAAUAACAAAGAUAUGAAGUACGACUUCUAUGUGCAGUUUUUUGUACUAUCUUGCCCACAGACAAAACAAGACUAAUAUAUGGGAACAAUAUAAGUAUUGAAAACAUUUAUUUAUAGUAAAAAAUUGUACAAGUUUAGAUAAUCUCAGGUAUUGUAUAAAUUACAUAAAUCUGUCAAAAGAGCAUGGUGCGCGCAUGCGCGGUCGAUGUGCUAUUUCUUUUUCCAUCAGUUUUCUCUCUCACACGACAAUCAGCUGUUCUGUCAACAUGGCCACCCUAGGUCGUACGUCUAGCAAAUUAUUGAAAAAAUUAAACGUUUUGCCCAUUUUUAAUCGUGAUAUAAGUUCAGUGAGUUACAAAAAUGUCCACAAGACGGCAUGGACCACAUGUGCGUGUGUGUUCGGAGGUGCUAUUGUUUUAUACGUCGCGAAUAGAUCGUACAACCGGACAAGCACCGUAUAUGCCUUGAAAACAAAGCAACCGGAGGAGUUAUCGAAGUCCGUGAAACUGACGUCACGAGAGCGUCGGUUUAUAAAGUUCGCGAGCGCGGAGCACGGCGGCCAACUGUACAUGACGCCACAAGACUUCCUCGAGUCCGUCGUCGAGCAGGAACCUAGACCUCGUCUGAAAAGGCGUGUGCUGACGACGAAGGAAAUCGAACAACUACGCGACCACACGCCGCCGCUCAAGAAAGGCUCCUCGCAGAUGUUCCGAAACAUGAGGGACAAGGGUAUCAUUUCGUACACUGAAUAUCUAUUCCUGUUAUCGAUAUUGACCAAGCCGGCGUCAGGUUUUCAAAUAGCGUUCAACAUGUUCGACACGGACGGCAACCAAAGAGUAGAUAAGAACGAAUUUCUAGUCAUCCAGCGUCUGCUCGGAGGCUCACUGAAGGAGCGCAAAGAUUUGGACCCGCACAGCCAGCAGGCACUGCUUACCUUAGUAUCUACAAGUGCAUUGAAGAGCAAACUGGAGCAAAAAGAAAAUGUUUAUAAACCGUCUACAAUGGAGAAGAUCUUCAGCUUCGCGUGGAAGGGCAAAAGGGGUAUCGGCAAUGAGCAGGAGGAGGGCAAAGACGACAAAGGUAACGGGCCUCAAGACACGUACGUUAACGACGACCAGGGCUUGCAGCGUAGGCACAAUGUCGAUACAUUCUUGCAGGUCCAUUUCUUCGGUAAGAAAGGCACCAACGAUCUCAAAUUCGAAGGCUUCCGUCAGUUUAUGGAGAACCUGCAGACUGAAGUUCUCGAACUUGAGUUCCACGAGUUCUCUAAAGGUCACGAAACCAUAUCCGAAGUGGACUUCGCUAAGAUAUUACUCCGAUAUACAUAUUUGGAUACAGACGAGUAUGAUAUGUAUUUGGAUCGACUGUUGGAUCGCGUGAGAGAUGAACGUGGAGUUACGUUUGACGAGUUCAAGACUUUCUGCCAAUUUCUCAAUAAUUUGGAGGAUUUUACUAUCGCUAUGCGGAUGUACACGCUCGCUGAUCAUCCCAUCUCGAAAGAUGAGUUCCAUCGCGCGGUUAAGAUCUGCACAGGCGUGUCGCAGUCGGAGCACUUAGUGCGUACCGUGUUCGCCAUCUUUGAUGCGGACGGCGACGGCUUGCUCAGCUACAAAGAAUUCAUCGCCAUUAUGAAGGACCGACUGCAUCGCGGAUUUAAGUCUUAUGCAAAGAACGAAGGCUGGGAAGCGUUCAAGACAUGCGUCAAACAAGAGAUGAAGAGCGCAGUUUAGAAACUGACAAAUUGCGCGCCAAAGUAAUGCCAGAUUCACACUUGGAUAGACAGUUGCGCCAGUUAGCGUUCACACUGUACCAUUGAUUGACAGUCCAGUAAUAUUCGCUACUGACCAACUGUACUGGCCAAGUGUAAACCGCGCAUUACGCUGUUUUAAACGAUACGCAGCAAAAUGCAGAUCUCAAUUGCAAAUGUCAUCACAAUUUUAAUUUAUUAUCGUAUAAUUUACUUUAAAUGUAAAAUGUCUCGAUUAUUUUAAAUGUAGAUUUUGACAUGUUCUUUCGUUUUAUUAUCUGUCUAAAGAAAUUAAAAUUAAAAACGGAUUUCGUGAUCUGCUUUCGUCGUUGUUACCCAGUGUUUUAUUUACAAAGAAUAUAGAAUUAAGUGCAUUUUUUACAAUGGUUGUCAAUAACAAAGUGAGAUUUUUUAAUUUGUUAAAUAAUUAUAUUGUGUUUGUCUCUAUUAGUUAUCUAUAAUUAACUUUUUUAAUACUAAAAACCGCUGUUUAAUUUAUUUUUAGUUGGAUUAAAAUUAAGAACAACUUUUUUAAAAGGAGGGAAACUGGCUGAAUGAGUCAGAAAUUUAUUCGGUUUGCUUUUUUUUGCAAAUUCUAACCUUACUAAUUAUGUGGCUGAGCCAUGCUUAACGCUUGCCUUUGGGCUUUUGAUAAAAAAAAGUAAAGUCAAAUCUAAAUGCAUAGAUUAGUCAUUUUAUAUUAGAAUUUAGAUCUACAUUUAUGUAAUUCUAUAGCUGUGCAUUGGAAUAAUUAAAUAAAAACACAUUUUAUUAUAAUGGUAAAGAAAUGCUGUGUUUUGGUUCCUUGCUUUUAGGUUUUAUUCUUUUUCAACAACAGUUAAUGUAAAACGUUAAAUGUAACCUCUAUAGAGACAUAAUACUUUGGUACUUAUUAUUUACUCGUUUUUGCUAGUCAUUCGCAUGAAACGUAUUGUUAAAUUUUAUUUUUAGGCCAAUUUAUUAGCUUACGUUGUUGAUAGCAUUUUGAUUUGUGUGAUAACUAACUUGUUUGUUUUAUAAAAUACGUUGCAAUUUUAAAAUGUUACCAGUAUUCAAGUACAAAAUAAUUAACUUAAAACCAGCAUAAUUAUGUUCAAAAUAAAAGAUUCGAGUCCUAAAGUAUAAUUUUAUUUCAUAUUACAUCCUGUGCGAUUUCGUCAGCAUAAAUUAUUUUAUUCUUUACAUGUGUCAAAUUGUCAAUUGCAAAUGUCAAAUUGAUAUGACAUGACAAA